Melopsittacus undulatus (budgerigar) is the source of this 8016-nucleotide messenger RNA. RefSeq names its product neuronal cell adhesion molecule (gene NRCAM). The transcript has 29 exons. Gene Ontology annotation, cellular component: axon; plasma membrane. The record is from RefSeq and is a predicted model, not a curated record. Lineage: Eukaryota; Metazoa; Chordata; Aves; Psittaciformes; Psittaculidae. Gene Ontology annotation, molecular function: cell-cell adhesion mediator activity. Gene Ontology annotation, biological process: cell-cell adhesion; brain development; axon guidance. Bases 329 to 5716 code for a protein of 1795 amino acids.
GUGCCGGGGAAGUGAUAGGCGCGGGAGCGCGCCUGCCUCGGCUCUGCUUGCUGAGCCGCCGAGCCGGCAGCAGCAGUAGCAGGAGGAGGUGGAGGAGUAAGAAAAGCGUGGCUGCCGGUCCCCAUCCACACUCUCCCCGGGCGGAGGGGCUGCACCUUCCCGCAAGGCAGUGACAUAAAGACCUGUCAUACAGGGAAUAAGAAAGAAGGUAGAGACCAUCUUGCUCAGAAGCUAUUUGUACAAAGGUUUCUUGUCUAUAUUCACGUAACUAUUCCAACCUACCUAGUCUGAUGAAGUUGAACUUCAUUCUUCAAGUGUGAUUUACUCAAUGCAGCCUAAAAUCAUGAUGAAAAAGAAGAGUAUAUCUGCAAGCAAAGCUUCCUUGGUCCUCUUUCUGUGCCAAAUGAUUUCUGCAUUGGAUGUACCUCUUGACUUGUCGCAACCUCCUACGAUAACUCAGCAGUCUCCAAAAGAUUACAUUGUUGACCCUCGAGAGAAUAUUGUAAUACAGUGUGAAGCGAAAGGAAAGCCACCUCCUAGCUUCUCCUGGACACGCAAUGGAACUCAUUUUGAUAUAGAUAAAGAUGCACAGGUAACAAUGAAACCAAAUUCAGGGACCCUUGUCAUAAAUAUUAUGAAUGGUGGGAAGGCAGAAGCAUACGAAGGAGUAUACCAGUGUACAGCAAGGAAUGAAAGAGGAGCAGCCAUUUCCAACAAUAUUGUAAUAAGGCCCUCUAGAUCCCCUUUGUGGACGAAAGAAAAACUAGAACCAAAUCAGGUUCGAGAAGGUGAUUCACUAGUGCUACACUGCAGACCUCCUGUUGGAUUACCAUCGCCUAUAAUAUUUUGGAUGGACAAUGCUUUCCAAAGGCUGCCUCAAAGUGAAAGAGUUUCCCAGAGUCUAAAUGGAGACCUUUAUUUUUCUAAUGUACAACCAGAAGACACCCGGGAAGACUAUAUCUGCUAUGCAAGAUUUAAUCAUACACAAACUAUACAGCAGAAACAACCCAUUUCUGUAAAAGUCUUUUCAACGAGGCCAGUUACAGAGAGGCAGCCGGUUCUGUUAACACCAACAGGUAGCACAAGUACCAAAGUGGAACUCAGAGGAAAUGUGCUUUUGUUGGAGUGCAUUGCAGCUGGAUUACCCACACCAGUAAUCCGUUGGAUUAAAGAGGGUGGGGAACUGCCAGCCAACAGAACGUUUUUUGAAAACUUUAAGAAAACUCUCAAGAUUAUUGAUGUUUCAGAAGCUGACUCUGGAAACUACAAAUGUAUAGCAAGAAAUCCAUUAGGUUCUGCUCAUCAUGUCAUUUCAGUAACUGUGAAAGCUGCCCCAUACUGGAUAACAGCACCCAGAAACUUAGUCUUGUCUCCUGGAGAAGAUGGGACAUUGAUCUGCAGAGCUAAUGGCAAUCCCAAGCCUAGUAUAAGCUGGUUGGCAAAUGGCGUUCCCAUAGCAAUUGCCCCAGAAGAUCCCAGCAGAAAGGUGGAUGGUGAUACCAUAAUUUUCUCACAUGUGCAAGAGAGAUCAAGUGCUGUCUAUCAGUGCAAUGCUUCUAAUGAAUAUGGAUACUUGCUAGCAAAUGCAUUUGUGAAUGUUCUGGCUGAGCCACCAAGGAUUCUAACUCCUGCUAAUAAACUGUAUCAAGUCAUUGCAGAUAGUCCUGCAUUGCUAGACUGUGCUUAUUUUGGUUCUCCUAAGCCUGAAAUUGAAUGGUUUAAGGGAGUGAAAGGUAGCAUCUUGCGUGGAAGUGAAUACAUUUUCCAUGAUAAUGGAACCUUGGAAAUUCCGGUGGCUCAAAAGGAUAGUACUGGUGCUUACACAUGUGUAGCGAGGAAUAAAUUAGGAAAGAUACAAAAUGAGGUGCAAUUGGAAAUUAAAGAUCCAACAGUGAUAAUUAAACAGCCAGAAUACAAAGUGAUUCAGAGAUAUGGCCAAGUUUCAUUUGAGUGUAUAAUAAAACAUGAUUCUACCUUAUUACCAACUGUUAUAUGGUUGAAGGACAAUGAUGAGCUGCCAGAUGAUGAAAGGUUUCUAGUUGGUAAAGACAACUUGACCAUUAUGAAUGUAACUGAUAAAGAUGAUGGAACAUACACUUGUAUAGUUAAUACUACUCUGGACAGUGUUUCAGCAAGUGCUGUGCUUACUGUUGUUGCUCGGCCAAAUCCACCCUUUGACUUGGAAUUAACAGGUCAGCUAGAAAGAAGUGUUGAACUCUCAUGGAUACCAGGAGAUGAAAAUAACAGUCCUAUUACAAACUUUGUGAUUGAAUAUGAAGAUGGACUGCACGAACCAGGGGUAUGGCAUUACCAGACGGAAGUUCCUGGAACUCAGACAACAGUACAGUUGAAGUUGUCUCCGUAUGUCAACUACUCAUUCCGUGUGAUAGCUGUCAAUGAGAUUGGCAGAAGCCAGCCAAGUGAACCAUCUGAGCAGUACCUGACAAAAUCUGCAAACCCUGAUGAAAAUCCUUCUAAUGUGCAAGGGAUAGGCUCAGAACCUGAUAAUUUGGUAAUAACAUGGGAGUCUUUAAAAGGUUUUCAGUCUAAUGGACCAGGGCUUCAAUACAAAGUCAGUUGGCGACAGAAAGAUGUUGAUGAUGAAUGGACAUCUGUUAUAGUUGCAAAUGUAUCUAAAUAUAUCGUGUCUGGUACACCAACUUUUGUUCCUUAUGAAAUAAAAGUGCAAGCUUUAAAUGACUUGGGAUAUGCACCAGAGCCAUCAGAGGUGAUUGGACAUUCCGGGGAAGACUUGCCAAUGGUUGCUCCAGGCAAUGUGCAGGUUCAUGUUAUUAACAGCACAUUAGCAAAGGUGCAUUGGGACCCAGUUCCACUAAAAACUGUCCGAGGACAUCUUCAAGGGUACAAAGUUUACUACUGGAAAGUGCAGAGUCUAUCCAGAAGGAGUAGGCGACAUGUAGAAAAAAAGAUCUUGACUUUCAGAGGAAACAAGACUUUUGGAAUGUUGCCAGGGCUGGAACCAUAUAGUACUUACAAGCUGAAUGUUAGAGUUGCUAAUGGUAAAGGAGAAGGACCAGCAAGUCCAGACAAAGUAUUUAGGACCCCUGAAGGAGUUCCCAGCUCACCCUCCUUUUUGAAGAUUACUAACCCAACAUUGGACUCUCUGACGCUGGAGUGGGGUUCACCAACCCAUCCAAAUGGUGUUUUGACAUCAUAUAUACUGAAGUUUCAGCCAAUCAACAACACACAUGAAUUGGGUCCCCUGGUAGAGAUAAGAAUUCCUGCCAACGAGAGCAGCUUGAUAUUAAAAAAUUUAAAUUACAGCACACGGUACAAGUUUUACUUUAAUGCGCAAACUUCAGUUGGAUCAGGAAAUCAGAUAACUGAGGAAGCAGUAACAAUUAUGGAUGAAGGUAAGAUGGUGCAGCCACUUUAUCCAAGGAUCAGAAAUGUUACAACAGCUGCCGCUGAGACCUAUGCCAAUAUAAGUUGGGAGUAUGAGGGACCAGAUCAUGCGCACUUUUAUGUUGAAUAUGGUGUAGCAGGCAGCAAAGAAGAUUGGAAAAAAGAAAUUGUAAAUGGUUCUCGAAGCUUCUUUGUGUUAAAGGGUUUAACACCAGGAACAGCAUAUAAAGUCCGGGUUGGUGCUGAGGGCCUGUCUGGUUUUAGGAGUUCAGAGGAUGUGUUUGAGACAGGUCCAGCAAUGGCAAGUCGGCAGGUAGACAUUGCUACUCAAGGAUGGUUCAUUGGUCUUAUGUGUGCUGUUGCUCUUCUGAUCUUGAUAUUAUUGAUUGUUUGCUUCAUAAGGAGGAAUAAGGGUGGAAAAUAUCCAGUGAAGGAAAAGGAGGAUGCACAUGCUGAUCCAGAAAUACAGCCUAUGAAGGAAGAUGAUGGAACAUUUGGCGAAUACAGGUCCAUGUCUACUUGGACAGGAAAGAAACUGGACAAGGAAAAGAAAAGAAAAGGUAGCUGUGCCAAUUCUCCUGAAGCAGACCCUGUAUUUACCAAAGCAAAGUCUGUGAGAUCUGACAGAUCGAACUUCUUCAGAAGGUCAGGGGAUCAAUACUCCAGCACCAGAUCAGAGACCUCCUACACCAGGAGGAGGGCUAGGCAGUCUUCAGAGCUUGCAAGGGUUAGGUCUGUCUCUGCUUCCCUCUGCCGAGAGGAAAAGAGAUCAGAUGAAUGGAAGUGCAGGCAUGGCUCUAGACAUCAUGCUUCUGAGCAACAGAUAAUGGGGUUGGAGGAGGGCUCAGAUUCUCAGGCAGGACAGCCAUCCCCUUUCCAGCAACCCCUCAGCUGCAACUCAAUUCAUGGCUCACUGACAAGGCAGCAUUCUUCUCUCCAACACUGGUUCAGCCAGACCCCCGACUACAGCUCAGAUUCAGAAGAUAAUCAGAGCUCCUAUCACAGGAAGGUAAGACCUUCUACUACUACUCACUUCUCUGAAUCUGACAAGAAUUCAUUAAUGAAAUCUGUAAUUUUGCCUGAGUUAGCUACUGUCUUAAAAGAUGCUUUGACAGCAGCCAGACAAAGUAUAACUUCUGUGGCACAGGCUAGAUCCCUUUCAGUAAAACAUCCCAGGGUACCAAUUACAGAAGUUCCAGUGGUUCCUCUAGAAGCUAGUGGGAGCAGUUCCCAAACUUUUGAGUCUGACUAUAUGGACAGUUUAAAGGAUCAAACAGCUUCUGAGAGGGAAAAAUCUGAGUCUGUCAAAGCCUUGGAGGUUGAGUCAUCCCCUGAAGAAUGGGAAGUGUCAUCUGAGUCCCCUAUAGAAGACAAACAGGGACCAGAUCCUCUGCGUAAAUUUGACAUAGAAAAUCAGAACUACCUGUUCAAGCACAUAAAGAGAGUGUUAAUGCUAAAAUCUUCCAAAUCUGAAUGUGCUUCAGAAGAACUGUUUCUCCCAUCUGAAGAAAGCAAGGUAAAUAAUGCACUUCCUAUCCACUCAGCAGUGGAAGAUCUUGUCUGUAAGAUUUGGGGUAAACCUGAGGCAAAGCACGAGGCUCCAGCAGUCCUGAGUAAGCUCUAUCCUUUUCCAGUGGAUAAAGCUGCUUUGUGGGGGACCUUGCCACAGGUAGACAGAGUGUUGGUUACUGGUGAUUCUGUAUUAUCAGUGCCUGCUAAUACUGAUGCUCUCCCUAAAGAUCCUACUGAUAGAAAGGUUGAGGAAGCAAUUAAAAGAUCUUUCAAGCUUGUUGCAGCCCAGCUUGCAGUAUCUAUCUACAGCACUUACGCUUCUAGAGCAUUACUAAUAUGGUUGGAGGAAGAACAAGACAGAUUCAGAAAGAAAUGGGUCCCAUCUGGUGCCAUGCAGAGGAAACGCAGGCUGUGUAAGAUUGCAGCUAAUUUUAUCCAUGAUGCAGCCGAGGAUUCUCUUAGACUCACCGCCAAAAAUAUGGCAUGCCUCACUGUAGCCCGGAGAGCUAUAUGGUUACGUCCUUGGGCCUCAUCGCUAGAUCUAAAAUGUAAACUGCUGUCUUUACCAUACACAGGCGGCAAGCUAUUUGGUGAAUCCUUGGUCCAGAUCAUGAAGGAUUUCUCAGAACACAAACACUCCUUACGUCAACUGAAAAAAAAGAGCUCUCUUGGAAGCUCUUCAUUUUCAUGUUCUCACAAGUGUCAGAGCUCCUUGCGUUCCCCUCCAAAGUUUAAAGGAGGGAAAGGAAAGUAUAACGUCUCACAGUCAUUUCGUGCCAAGUACAAAAGGACAUCUCAUUUUCAGAAAGACACCAGACCACCAAGAGGAACUUUCUAAGAGUAUAGAUUGGCUUCUUCCUUUCUCAGAAACUGGGCAGGGUGAAAGACCUGGAAAUUUAUACUUGAAUAGCCUUCAAUAUUUCCUACAAGAAAGUUCAACACUUAGAAAAUUAGUUGUUUUAAAAUAAGAUUGAAAUUAUUAAAAUACUUAAAUCUUAAUGACUAAUUAAGAUGUUCUAGAGGAGUCGUAGCUCUCAAUUUUAGGGAAGGUUUCUCUCACAUUCAAUUUUUGUGCUUCCCAGUAUUGUUGGGAUGGCUUGGACUUGUUUUGAAGUUUUGCACUCUUCAGCUUCAUCAAAGAGAAUACUUCCUGCACAACCAGCCAACAUCAGAUUUUCCUGCCAUAUCGAUCCAACAAAGGAAUUAAUGCUUAAGGAAAUGCAGGUGCUUCAGGAACCACUGAAUGACCAGGUACACUAUGUCCCUGAGACUGGAGGAAUACCUGCACUUUUACAUAAUAAGGGAAAACAGUACCUCUGUAGCUAACUGCAGUACAAUCACAGUGGUUUCCUGAGUUGUAGAAGACUGAGAUAGCAAAUUGUGGACAGUCAAUGCUUACACCAAGAAACUGCAAGAAAUACAAGAAGUACCACAAGUAUAUGUUUGUUUAAAUUAAAGAAUAUCUAGAGCUCCUGUGCAGGUCAGUGUAGGUGUAUAAAACAGCCUUGAUUUCCACUCUGGGCCCUAAAUCAAGAGAAAUUAAGAAAUUAUGGAAUCUAUAGACCUGUAGAUUCAUGGGUAGGGAGAGACUGAAAGCAUCCAUUUCUUAGUUCAUUUCACAGGAAAUAUGAGUCUAGCAUCUCAUUGCAGUUUGCAAAAUGUCCUUAAGCUCAAACAAGGCAAGGCAUCUGCAGUAGUAGGACUGCUAGUGUGUUAACACAGUAUGUUUGCACAUUUUCUUGUUUAUUUUGCAUUUUUCCUUUAACAUUCUGACACACACAAUAUUUUUCCUAGAAGUUCUUGGAUAUGCAGUGAGAAACUUUCUGAAAAAGGUUGGUAGAGAGUUCUGAGAUAGCUAAAUCAUAUAUUACUCUUCCUUAUUGUUCUGGGUUGAUUAACAAUGAAAAUAUAGUUAGUAACUACAAUAGUAUUUUUUUCUCUUGUAGUUAUUCAAGUUCUGUGGCAGUUUAGGUGUGUUUCCGGGGGGACCUAGCAAUGUUUUGUGCCUCAGCACUGUAAAUAUGAGCUUGGUCCCGUCUCGUGCAAGAGAUUAUGUCAGUGAACUGCCUUAAGAAUUCUUGUCUCUCAACAGUCCGAUUGAUAUGGCAGUGUUCUUAUUGUGUCCUCAUUGACACACACGUGCUUUCUUUAACGCUUAAUUAUUGAACAUCUGUGUCAGUACUUUUUAAAUAAUUGCUUUGAUUUUCCUUUGCAUAAUAUUCCACCAGAAACAGCAAAUGUGGAAAGUUGGUUGGAUUUCACUAAAGAAGAUUUUUCUUUCAAAUUUUCACUUGGAGUCUGUCAGGUUUUUUUUUUACUAGCAACAGUUAUUUUCAACCCAUUGCUAUUUAAAGGCAGAGCUUACCCUCCCAGCUUUUCCAUCUUCUGCCAGGGUUGAGGACUGAGUUUUACAGAUGCUGAUGAAAAAACAGUCAGAAAACUAAUCUAGAUGUGCUUAUGGUUUACCUAGAUGAGAAGUAUCAAAAUGUGUGGAAGUCUGGAUUGAUUCAGGUGCAUAGGGAAAGUAAUUUACAUCUGCACAGCCCUGUCAAUCUAGGAGCAUGACCAGAAACCUGUUAGGUAUUAGGGCAGAGGUUCUCCUGGAGUGUGCAGGGUAGCCCUGGUUGAAGGUACUUCUGUGGCUUUACAUGACUGCUUGUACUUAAACAUUUUUGGGCUAUUCACCUGAGGGCACAGAAAAAGGAAUUUAGUGCCAACAGUUUUCAUCCUCCUGUGUCCAAUAACCCAGAAUGCUUUAGCCAUUUUGUUUGGUUUAUGCUGCCUUUCUUCUGAUAGUCAUGUUAUAAGGAAAAGUAGUAUAUUGCUAACCAUAUAUUGAGUCUUUUUGCAUGUCCAUGAAUGUGGCAAAGUUUGGUGGGAACUAGUUGCCUGCUGGACUGCAGAGCCAUCGUAAAACUGUCUUCCCCAUUCUGACUGGUUGCUGCAUGUACCCAUAUCUAAGGAAGAAAAAUUGAAAAGUUGAAAGAAGAAAGGAGAUUUCAAGUGAUGCAGAGGACCAUAAACCUCUAAAAAAAGGAAGCCGGACACCUUCAGACAGAACUGUGAAAAAAGAAGACAGUGACGAUAGUUUAGUUGACUAUGGAGAAGGUGUAAAUGGUCAGUUCAAUGAGGAUGGCU